AUGUUAAGAAGACAAGCACGUGAGAGAAGGGAAUAUUUAUACCGUAAAGCCCAAGAGCUACAAGAUUCUCAACUACAACAGAAAAGACAAAUUAUUAGACAGUCUCUAGCGCAAGGUAAGCCUCUACCGAAAGAGAUUGCUGAAGACGAAAAAUUGCAAGAAGAUUAUAGGUACGACCAAACUAUCAAAGGGGAACUUGAGGGCGAUCUUGAUGAUAUUGAUGAUGAAUAUUCAGAAACAAGUGGUAUUGUUGAACCAAGAUUGAUUGUGACGACAUCGAGAGAUCCAAGUACCAGAUUAUCUCAGUUUGCAAAAGAAAUUAAAUUAUUAUUCCCAAAUGCAGUUAGAUUGAAUAGAGGUAAUUAUAUCAUGCCAAAUUUAGUUGGUGCAUGUAUUAAAUCUGGUACCUCUGAUUUAGUUGUGUUGCAUGAACAUAGAGGUGUUCCAACAUCUUUGACUAUUUCCCAUUUCCCACAUGGUCCAACAGCAUUUUUCACAUUACAUAACGUUGUGCUAAGACACGAUAUUCUAAAUCACGGUAACCAAAGUGAAGUUAAUCCUCAUUUAAUAUUCGAUAAUUUCACAACACCAUUGGGAGAAAGGGUUGUGAAAGUUUUAAAGCAUUUAUUUUCUCCAAGUCCAAAGAAGGAUUCUCCAAGAGUAAUUACAUUUGCCAAUAGAGGUGAUUUCAUUAGUGUCAGACAGCAUGUUUAUGUUAAGACACGCGAAGGCGUUGAAAUGGCUGAAGUUGGUCCAAGAUUUGAAAUGAAAUUAUUUGAAUUAAGAUUAGGCACAUUAGACAAUAAAGACGCUGAUGUUGAAUGGAAAUUAAGAAGAUUUAUUAGAACUGCUGGUAGAAAGGACUAUUUAUAG
Messenger RNA from Tetrapisispora phaffii CBS 4417, 873 nucleotides. RefSeq names its product snoRNA-binding rRNA-processing protein IMP4 (gene IMP4). The record is from RefSeq and is a predicted model, not a curated record. Gene Ontology annotation, biological process: rRNA processing. Gene Ontology annotation, molecular function: rRNA primary transcript binding; snoRNA binding. The transcript has a single exon. Gene Ontology annotation, cellular component: Mpp10 complex; nucleolus; small-subunit processome. Bases 1 to 873 code for a protein of 290 amino acids. Lineage: Eukaryota; Fungi; Ascomycota; Saccharomycetes; Saccharomycetales; Saccharomycetaceae.